Molecule: messenger RNA, 3729 nt
Organism: Gavialis gangeticus (Gharial)
Lineage: Eukaryota; Metazoa; Chordata; Crocodylia; Gavialidae
Gene: REL
Product: REL proto-oncogene, NF-kB subunit
Exons: 10
Coding region: 88-1908 (606 amino acids)
Biological process (GO): cellular response to stress; inflammatory response; canonical NF-kappaB signal transduction
Cellular component (GO): cytoplasm
Molecular function (GO): RNA polymerase II cis-regulatory region sequence-specific DNA binding; DNA-binding transcription factor activity, RNA polymerase II-specific
Source: RefSeq, a predicted model, not a curated record
CGGGCCGGCAGCUGCACAGGGAACCGCGGCCGAGCCCGAGUUCCCGGGCGGCGAGCGAGCAGCAGGGCGCGAGCAAGGGCCGGCGCCAUGGCGGGUGGACAUGAACCCUAUAUUGAAAUAUUUGAGCAACCCAGGCAGCGAGGCAUGCGCUUCAGGUAUAAAUGUGAAGGACGAUCCGCAGGUAGCAUUCCAGGAGAACAUAGUACUGACAACAAUAAGACAUUCCCUGCUAUACAGAUUGUUAACUUUUUUGGAAAAGUGAAAAUAAGGAUAACAUUAGUAACAAAGAAUGAGCCCUACAAGCCUCACCCUCAUGACCUGGUUGGAAAAGACUGUAGGGAUGGCUACUAUGAAGCUGAAUUUGGACCAGAGCGCAGAGUCAUAUCUUUUCAGAAUUUGGGUAUUCAGUGUGUAAAGAAGAGAGAGCUGAAAGAUUCCAUUUCUUUAAGAAUCACAAGAAAGAUCAAUCCCUUCAAUGUGCCUGAAGAGCAGCUGCUCAAUGUCGAUGAGUAUGACCUCAACGUGGUGAGACUCUGCUUUCAGGCUUUCCUCCUUGAUGAUCAGGGCAAUUGCACGUUUGUACUUCCUCCUGUGAUCUCCAACCCUAUUUAUGACAACAGAGCUCCCAACACUGCAGAGCUGAGAAUUUGUCGCGUGAAUAAGAACUGUGGAAGCGUAAAAGGGGGAGAUGAAAUAUUUCUAUUAUGUGACAAGGUUCAAAAAGAUGACAUAGAAGUUAGGUUUGUCUUGAACGAGUGGGAAGCCAAAGGUACCUUCUCGCAAGCUGAUGUACAUCGCCAAGUUGCUAUCGUAUUCAGGACACCACCAUUUUACCAGGACAUCGCUGAACCAGUUACAGUAAAGAUGCAGCUGAGAAGACCUUCUGACCAGGAAGUCAGUGAACCUAUGGACUUCAGAUAUCUACCAGAUGAGAAAGAUCCUUACGGUAAUAAAGCAAAAAGGCAAAGAUCAACAUUGGCUUUGCAAAAGCUCAUGCAGGACUGUGGUUCGAAUGUGUCUGAGAGGCCCAAAACAACUCCUUUCCGAGUUAUUGCUGGUGAUGGGAGGAUAAUUAAGGAAGAACCAGUCCCAUUUUCACAAACUUCAUCGCUAAUCUCAGUAUCACGAGUUCCAGGAAGCAGCAGUCAAGUUCCGUCCUACUAUCCCUCUGUCCAGCAUCAACCUAGAAAUGUGCCAGCAAUGGGGCCAAUUAAGCAUGAUGAUACCCUUUCCUCAUGCUGGCAUUCCCAAUGCCCCUCCUCUUCCUCAGGAAACCCAAUGAAUAUGCACCCACAGAACAGUUUUGGGACAGAGGCAUUGCCUGCUAACUCACAAAACAGCAGUUCUCUUUCAGUUCUGCAGGAGAACAUUCCCAACUGGACAGACGAGAAGGAGCAAAACUUCUACAGCAAUUUCAUCAGCACAAAUGGUAUGGGAACAUCAUUCAUGCCACAGCGUGACAUGCAGCAUGUCUCCAGCAGUAGCAGCCAUCAGGCUCACCCUAUAAAUGUCACAGCACCCAGCAUUGUUAACAUGGAGACUGAUGACAUAAGAUGCUCCAGCAUAAACUUUGAAAAGGCCUCAUUUAGUCAAGAUUUGAAUCUAAGUGAUCACAGGCGGCAGAUCCAUCAGAUGCCUCUUACGAAUACAUCUGCAGUAGCUUCUUGCAGCACUUCUUUUAAUUCUCCAUAUGCAUUUGAUCCAACAGCUUACACGUUUAUGGACCCAGGAGUUCUGAAUGAAGUGAGAUCAUCCAGCAGUGCUAUUCAGAAUAAUCAGAAUGGGAUUCCAAGUAACCCGUACUACAUUACAGAUGGGGCGCAGGGAGAUGAUGUUUAUAACUCCUCAGAAGUUAAUUUUGAUGCUCUACUGAAAAGCUUUGAUCACUGCAGUCAGGUUGAAAAUUAGCAUCAAAUUUUUCUUAACAACCAAUCACCAACAGAAGAAAAAUUUUAUCUGUAGUGGCAUAUUCACCCUCAUACUUCCUCCUAACUUCCUGUUGGAACAUUCAUUCGCGCAACCUACUAUGCAAGUUUAAUAUGCAGUUAGGGUUAGUGAUGCCCCAGAAAAAGAAACACUUUUGAAAUAGGGUUUUGUAUAUCAAAAGUGCUUCAUAUCCAUGUCAUGGUGUUGGAAAAGGGCUGCUAGCCCUAAAGGGCUCCUUCAUUCAUGUGGAACUUCAUAUGGAAGUAUGUUUCUUCAGGGGGGUUGGCUUGUUCAGAAAUAAAUUUGUUUUUGUAAACUUUUAAUGUAAGGUGAGAGAGAUUAGCAAAUCAUGGGCUUCUGAGCUGAAUAAUCGUAUUUAUGUCCUUUUAGCACUUGAACUAUUUAGAUCAUAGGUGUCUAACUCAUCUAGCCCUAUGGGCCAAAUGAGAGGCAUGGGCCCAGUCUGAUUGGACCCACAGACCAGCCCCAUGUCCUGGAGUUAGUGCACAGGGCUGGAUCAGUGCAGGUAGCUCAUGCAACAUGCAUGCUGGCCCAGGGCUUUUUCAUGGAGGCAGCGCAGGGCACAAGGUGUCUGUGCCAGACUGGUCCUGCACAUCAGCUCUGGUGCAUAGGACCAGUCUAUGGGCCCAAUACAGAUUGGCUCCAGAGCCAGUACGCAAGGUUUGUCUGAGACCCCAGACCAGAUCCUAGGGUUCCAUGGCCUGGAUCCAGCCUGCAGACUGUGGCUUUGACAGCCUGGAUUUUGCAGUCCUUUUUUAUGCAUAUGUUUGUUUCUAAAAUUAGCUUCUGCACUGAUUUCUUUGUUUUCCCCUUGCAUUUGUUACAUUGAUUUCAUUUGCUCUGAAGCAAAUUUACUCUUAGACAUUGUAAUGACUAUGUCAUUGUUGGGUAUAUUUAACACUUUAGAAACCACCAAAAUGUAGAAGUCAUGUAGAGCUGGUGUGAAAUGAAUGAUUGCACAAAGCAAUGAGAGAACUCAUUCAAGGUAUACUUUGCACUGUUUUGCCUAAGUCUUACUCUAUUUUUUUUUAAUUGGGUAAGCCAGGCUAGAGGCUUCACAAGUGGCUGUAUAUUGUGGCUACUGCGAAACACUUUAUCAGCACAGACUGCAUGACUUUGAAUAACAAAGACUAUGUUGGACCACCUUCCCCCACUGCUUACAGCUUUGUGCUGCCCGAACAAGAAAGGUGAAAGCAUGCUUGGGAGGUACUCUUGGGAUGCAUGAAGGUAGCAUAGCAGUUUCUGUUCUACUCCCCACACUUCCUUGUGGUAGAGAUGGAAUGGCCCCAGUGUACUUGUACUAUGGCAGGGAUGUUGAAGCUAGGGUGUUCAGAGCCCCAUUGUUGGCCCUCAGUGCUGCCCAUGGGUCCAGCCCUCAAUGCAGCAUGUAUUGGCUCCAACCUUGUGUGUUGCAUGUAGCAUGGAAUAAAUAUGGUGCAGGGCCUGGAGCCAGCCUGCUAGACCAGUCCGAGGCAUGUGCUGCAUGUGGCAUCCACCCCAGACAGGCCCUGCUUGCUAGAUCUAGGGCCAGUCAGGACACAGGUGCCCUGCAUGUUGUACAGUGGAGUCGCAUCGUACGCGCAUUUAACUUACGCGAUUUCAUCAUGCGCGUAUGCCCUGGAAUGCCAGUUGUUUGGAUUUAGCCUGCAGUUGCCCCCCGCAGUGCUGUGCAUGGGGCCAGCAGCCCUGCUGGGAAGCUGUGCACGCUGGCCAGGCAGGAAUUUGGUGCAGGCCAGCUGAUUUUCAAGGGUAAUUUUGAUUAUACAUGAUUUUCGCCUUACA